UUAAAUUGCAAGGAUAUGUAUCAGUAAUUUAAAAAUGAAUCUGGAAAGUUUUUUCAUAAUAUUUUUUGUGUGAUUGUUUUUUAUUUCUUUAUUACACAUUAUACUGGAAUAUUCGCAAACAUGUCAGAUUAACGUAUUCGAACCCUCUUUGGACAUAAAAAUGAUCGGAGUUUGCAAAAAAUGGACUUUAAUAUUGCAAUUUAAGUCAUAAAAGUUUUAAAUCGUGAAAAUGGACCACGGGUCAUCGUUAAUGACAACGGUUACUCGGUCAAGAUGCGACGACUUACGAGGUUUCCUGACCACAGGAAAUGUCUGAGUGACGAAUACUUACACUUAAACAUGGAUAAUUGUGUACGGGGACUGAAAGAGGAAUUAGAGCCAUUAAAUUUGCAAUUAUCCCACGGAGAACCACAUGGUCACCGGAAGUUUGAAAAGAUUCAACCACGCAUGAGCUCGUCUUCGUUCCACUCCCCUGACCACUUCCGGUCGGAUGUAGGCCUACACUCACCCCACCACAGUCCUCAAAUCUACCCCGUGCAAAUGUAUCCAUUAUUUACAGGUCACAACGGGCCACGCGAUGAUCAGGUGGAAAAUAACCUCAAGGAGAAACGUAAGAACUUUUCAACAUCACGUGACAGCUCGGGCAGUCACCAUAACCAGUUAAAUGAAGCUGAAGAGGCAGCGCCGUCGAAGGGGAAAUUGUCGAUAACCUCGAGAAUGUCGAUUAUUAUUGUUGGACUGCUUGUUAUUCUUUGCUGCGUUGUAUCUUUUGCCGCCCUGAUCAUGAACAUCCGUCACCAAGUCACGAUUUCAAACCUGCUCACGACGACCGAGACUUUGCGCAGUGCGCUUGCGAAGGCGGAAGAUCGAUCGAAUUUGUGUCUGCCGUGUGCGGAUCUUUCGUUGGGGCCAUUCCCGGAAAAUACACCGGGACUCGAUGAGCUUCUGAAACGCGAUGAAGACGGGCAUCACAUUUGCUGUGCAAAAACGUCUCACCAAACGUCAGUGUUCCUGAAUUUGUUCGCAAAAAGAAAGCAGGAGGAAAAAUGUGCUCAAGAGUUAAUCAACUCGGAGACCAAGCCGUCUGCAUUGUGCAAUCCUUCCGGUACUGCUGGCUCUCCGUCCAUUCCCACAAAUGGUAACUCAUUCGGCAACAUAUCAGCGCACCUGCAGGCCGGGACGCAGCCGUCAAAUCUAGUCGGAGACGUUCCGAUCCGGAAUUGGAGUAUCGGCCCGGUCGCGCCUGGAACUCACCUCACCAACAUACAGCUCUCCCAUGACAACCAUUCCCUAGUCAUUCCGGAGUCCGGCCGCUACUUCCUGUACAGUCAGGUCGGUUUCCUCAUCUACUACAAGCAAGACCAGCAAGACACGCUGCUUGAUCCGCAGGAUCGCUCGCAGUCGCUGUUCCACUCCGUCUACCGUUACAACGUCAUCUAUCCCUUGGGCGACCAGGAACUGUUGCGAAGUGACGUCACACAGUGCUGGGAACAGAAGAAAGACUACGGACGGUACACGAGCUACGUCGGCGCCUCAGUCCAACUCAAUAAGGGCGAUCUGAUCUAUGUUAAAGUCUCUAAAAUCCAACUCCUUGCCCAGGGAGAAGCCGGAGUAACAUAUUUCGGUUUGUUCAAGAUAGGUUGAGAACCAAUAGAUGACAUUUCCAAGGGUUUUAAUCUAUUGUCAUGUGUUCAUAUUGACAAACGGGCUUCCAAUCAUUUUUGACAUUGUGCUUUAUAUGGGCUGGUUCCCAAAGUGAUGGAACGUUCGCUGGUUUUCUAAUAUAUACUGUUUCUGGUUUGUUGGUUAUUUACAUUUCGUCAGCUCGAAGCCUGUUGAGGACAGGAAUAUUCCCGACCUGACUGAACGUGUCUCGUAAAAAGCAGCCACGCCGGGAGUUAAGCAUAUCCGGUCACGUGCUCAGUAGCGUCCGAACUUCAUGCGAUAAUACCGUCGUUGCAUAUCUCGUCACGUCCGCUAAAGAGACCAUAUUCUUGGAAUGACACUGGUAUGACAUGUCCGGUCACUUGCCUGCUGAACAAACAAUGCAAUAUUCGGUACAAGACAACUAUCCACCGGGUGAGAAUAUACAGAUCGUCCUAUUAUGGUUCGCGUUCUUUGGGACAUUGCAGACGCGAUGGUAACCAGUACGAUAGAACUUAUAAUACUUAGUGAACAUUCUGCUCCGUCGAAGCGAGAAAUGCCAAAUGAAUGACUUUACCAAGUGCCUUUUGAGAAACAAUGAUGCCAUACUACAUAAGUUUUCCAUUUUUAACUGUUGCUCAAAUUUAAAUGUUGUGCAAAAUUGUGGACAUUCAUUGAUCCGCGUCAUGCGAAAUGGGGUCUUAUGAGAUGUGAGGCCAGCAUAGCUCUAGACAAGCCUUCGCAAUCGCGUAGUUAGGUCAGGGGCUUCCGCGUCCGCAUUUGGCGUAAGAUCCAUUUUCGCAUGACGCGUCUCAGAUAUGUAUAUAGCUUGAUAAAUAUUUUAUAAGUUUAUUUAUGUAUUUUAGGUAAGCUACCUGUGAUAUAUUUUUUCAGUGUUGCUACGAUGCUAUGUUGUGCUUCUGUUAUUGAAAAAUGUGAUUUUAUUGUGUUCAAUGUUAAAAUGUUACAAUGGUCAUAUACGAAUUUUCAGCUGAAGUCGUAUUUCACGCAUAUAAAAUAUGCAUACAUCUAUGAACAUGUUUGUAUAUGUUCUAUUUAUUCAAACUCAUUACAUUCAUAGUGUACACGUUUAUUUUGAUAAAGUCCUUAAUAUGUUGAACAUUUUAAUUAUUUCAAAACCAUUUGUAAACAUAAUUAUAAUUUGUUUUCAAAAAUGUACUAGCAUGAAGUAAAUCAAACAUGUUUUACAUGCAUAUUUCGUUCGUAAUCAACAGUAUAGAAGCAUUAUUAAAAAAAGCAUCUUUCGAAUCGUGUUAUACAUGGUUGUGUUUAUGAUUAUUAUGUUAUAUUCUUGUAGAUAACUUAUCACGGAUUCAAAGACGAUAAUUAUAUUGUGAGAAUUACUAAGCUGUUUGCUGUACAUUUAUUCAAAUAAGCAAAAUGCAUAUUGGGGUAAGAUAAUAAAGGGAGUAGUGUCAUUUAAGUAACAGCAUGUAUUCUCGCAUUGAAUACAUAAAAAUACGAGAUAUCUGGCGUAACUAAAUAUAUAAAAGUGAACAAUUGUUGUUAACUACUAGUAUUUGGAUGACUAUUGAGUCGUGUUUUGAGAAAACUGAGCAUAAUGCAUGUGCGUAAAGUUUCGUCCCAGAUUACCCUGUGCAGUCCGCACAGGCUAAUCAGGGACGACACUUUCCGCCUAAAUUGGAUUUUUGCUAAGAAGAUACUUCAUUUAAACGAAAAAUGUCAUAAAAGCGGAAAGUGUCGUCCCUGAUUAGACUGUGCGGACUGCACAGGCUAAUCUGGGACGACACUUUUCGCACAUGCAUUAUGCCCAGUUUUCUCAGAACGCGACUCAUUUGCUCAGUCUCAUGUCAACGUGCUUAGCAAAGAUUAACAAGAAACAAAGUAUCGUUUUCAAUACUAAACAUUAUGGAUGAAAAUACUGUACAUCUAUGUCACGAGUCGUGUUUUGAGAAAACUGAGCAUAAUGUAUGUGCGUAAAGUUUCGUCCCAGAUUACCCUGUGCAGUCCGCACAGGCUAAUCAGGGACGACACUUUCCGCCUAAAUUGGAUUUUUGCUAAGAAGAUACUUCAUUUAAACGAAAAAUGUCAUAAAAGCGGAAAGUGUCGUCCCUGAUUAGACUGUGCGGACUGCACAGGCUAAUCUGGGACGACACUUUUCGCACAUGCAUUAUGCCCAGUUUUCUCAGAACGCGACUCAUUUGCUCAGUCUCAUGUCAACGUGCUUAGCAAAGAUUAACAAGAAACAAAGUAUCGUUUUCAAUACUAAACAUUAUGGUUGAAAAUACUGUACAUCUAUGUCACGAGUUUUAUUGAGACUUGUCGAUUUUGAUUAAUAUUGACAACAUUUAUCUACGCUAAUUAAAUUAUGAAUUCUUAUUUUUCGAUUUUACAGUUUUGUUGGCAAUAAAAGAAAUGAUAAUUCAUGUUAUGUAAAUUACGUUAUGUUUAUUUUUGUAUGUAUUUGACUUUUUGUAUAACAAAAAACUCAAAUUAAAUCAAUAAACAUUAAACAAAGUU
Messenger RNA from Dreissena polymorpha, 4146 nucleotides. RefSeq lists its product as uncharacterized. The record is from RefSeq and is a predicted model, not a curated record. The transcript is spliced from 6 exons. Gene Ontology annotation, cellular component: membrane. Gene Ontology annotation, biological process: immune response. Lineage: Eukaryota; Metazoa; Mollusca; Bivalvia; Myida; Dreissenidae. Gene Ontology annotation, molecular function: tumor necrosis factor receptor binding. The coding region runs from base 274 to 1644 and encodes 456 amino acids.